AUGAUCUGCCACACAGGACCAACGAAGCCUGCCCUGGUGCUGCUCUGCUGUGUAGGAACCUGGCUGGCCAUCUGCAGCCUAUCCUUUGGUGCGCCAACAGCAACUAUGAUAAAAACUAUACUUGAACUGCUGAAACUGGAGUCUAAGGAACUUUAUGAAGACUAUAGCAAAAAAGAUGCGGAUGGGCUGCCAACAAACGAGUCCCUCCAGCUGCCAUGUUUCACCCUGGGCUACGAAGCGUCAACCAGUAUCUCAACCAUCCAAGUGUAUCUGGAGACAGCCAAAAGGCUGAGCGACAACAGAGCAGACACCACUAAUGUCACAAAACGGCUGGACGACAUCAGGUGUUCCAAUCCACCAAAACCAAGCAUUUCUGAGCCUGAAGAUUUCCAUGAACGCAAAAUCUUUACACUGACUGUUUUGAAACGGUUCUCAGACUGCAUGGCAAAACUGGAGGCUAAGGACAGGAUAUGCUGA
Molecule: messenger RNA, 477 nt
Organism: Cricetulus griseus (Chinese hamster)
Lineage: Eukaryota; Metazoa; Chordata; Mammalia; Rodentia; Cricetidae
Source: RefSeq, a predicted model, not a curated record